Andrographis paniculata is the source of this 1170-nucleotide messenger RNA. RefSeq lists its product as uncharacterized. NCBI's taxonomy places the organism in Eukaryota, Viridiplantae, Streptophyta, Magnoliopsida, Lamiales, Acanthaceae. The record is from RefSeq and is a predicted model, not a curated record. Bases 53 to 880 code for a protein of 275 amino acids. The transcript has a single exon.
CCCCCCCGCUAACUAAUCUCCUCCAUCCCCACCCCACACCACACCAAAAAUAAUGGCUGCUGCUGCUGCAGGUUCCCCCUCCUCUAAUUAUUCGUCUCCUGCAGCAGCUUCUAGUUGUGCCUCUUCAUCUCCUUUUCCCUCUUCCUCUUUCUCUCCCAAAAGUAGUCUCAACUCCUCCAUUGCUAAAGCAGCUGCUCCCACCCCCUCAAAGAACAACAGUAAUAAUAAUAGUAAUAAUUAUCCGGCCUCCUCGUCCUCCAUGAAGCUGAAAGGGCUCCUCCAGACGCUCUUCUUGUCCCACAUGUACCGCAUUGCACGCGCCCUCCACAAGGCCAAGGAGCUCCUCCUCCACCUCUUCAAGGACAUCGGCGGCAUUAAUGCAGCUGCCUUCCUGGGGACCAUCACCAAGGCCAAGAAGCGCAAGCAGCCCCACAACAUCUUCUUCGGCUCCUUCAGGCUCUACUACAACUGGUGCUCUUCUCAACCCUACGCCUACUCCUCCUCCGCCACUGCGAAUUCCACCCAGCUCCACUACUUUUAUGACAAUCAUCAUCAUCACCAUCUUCUUCAUGACCCCUGGAAUACUGAUACUACUACUGCUGCUUCUCACCAUCGUAAUUAUGUCGUGUCGCCCAAGAGGUUUCCCGGGUACGAAGAAUACUCGGAUUCUUCGACUGCAGCAGCAGCCGAGCUCUCCAGGUACUUGCAGUGGCUGGAGGAAAGGGGAAGAGGCUGCAGCCAUGAGGAGGAGAGGGAUUCCUGCAGCAAUGAGAUUGAUAGAUUGGCUGAUUUGUUCAUUGCUGAUUGCCAUGAGAAGUUCAGGUUGGAGAAGCAGGAGUCUUACAGGAUGUUUCAAGAAAUGAUGGCUAGAAGUGUCUAACGGAUCAUUCACCUCUCCUCUCCUCUCUUUCUCUCUCUCUCUCUCUCUCUCUCUCUCUCUCUCUCACCCACACACACACACACACACACACAUAUAUAUAUAUAAUUAGUAGCAAUUAAGUUAGUUAGCUGUUAGCCUCCUUAAUUCGUUUUGAUUUCUCUUUGGUGGAUUGGUUGUUUCUCUUUUCUGUGUAAUGGGGGUGGUGGUGGUUUCCCCAGUAACUAGUUAGCCAACUCAAAUUCAAAUCCCAGCUAAUUAAUUAAUUAAUGGCAGUAUAUAUUUGGGGAUCA